AAAUCGAAUCAGUUUGUGUGAAAAUCGCGCCGGAUACGGACACGUACGUACGGACACGGCGGAGAAUCCGGAUAAUCGAGUGUGUGGAGUGGAGCGCCGGGUAAAAAAAUGACGAAAACUACUAAGCCCAAGGAAAAGGCGGCGGCGGGGGGAUCGGGAUCGGGAACGGGAUUGGGGGCCAAAGCGGGCGGUAGUCUGCUGACGAAUGCGGCGGACAGCAAGAUCCGUACGGCCAAGUCCAACAACAACAAGCGGCAGUCAGGACGAUCGGCAGCAGCAACAGCAACAGCAACAGGAUCAAAUGCAGCCACGAAAGAGACGGCAAUAACGGCGAUCGAAACGGAGCCAGCAGAGGGAGAAGCAGCGACGCCAACGGCGCAGCCAACGGAGGCAGCGACGCCCGCCGCAGCGAAUUUAUCGACACUUGAGUCCGCGCGCUCGCAGGCUCACACUUCAGUUGUCAGCGAAACAGCAAGCCAAGCGGUUACCACACCAAACGCGUCGGCAACAGCAACAGUAAUAGCAACAGCAACAGCAACAGCAACAGCAAGCGACACAGCAGCAACAUCGAUCAAUGACGACGAUCAGCCCAGUGCGAUAAAUCAUAAUCAAAAUAAUAAUAAUCAGCCGGCCGAGAACAACGCGAGUGAAAGUGUCCACCAGAAAGUGUCCACCAUCAAGUGUCUGCCCGAAAGUGUCCAUCAGAUCUACGAGCAGCAGCAGCAACAGUUUAUAAGCCACCAGCAACAGCAGCAACAUCAGCAACAGGAGCAACACCAUCAGCAACAUCAGCAGGCGGUGCAGGAGCAACACCAAGCCAAUUGGCUGGCCUAUGACCUGACCAGCGGCUCAGCAGCAGCGGCGGCAGCAGCGGUAGCCUUGCCCCACCAUCUCUUUGGCCACCACCACUUUCCCUAUCCCACCAGUCAUCCACCCGCCCAGCUGUACGAGCACUACGCCAGCACGGAUCCCAUAAUGCGGAACAACUUUGCCCUGUAUAGCGUUUACGCCGGAGGCGGUGGAGUGGGCGUGGGCAUGCCCACAGCCGAACAUUUGGCAGCGGCAGCGGCGGCAGCAGCAGCAGCACAGGGUCCCAAUAUCGAUGAGGUCAUCCAGGACACCCUGAAGGAUGAGUGCUUCGAGGAUGGGCACAGCAGCAACUAUCAUGUGCUGACCUCCGUUUCGGAUUUGCAUACCCUAAAGGAGCCGAGUCCGUAUGCUUUAACCCACGAGCAACUCCACCAGCAGCAGCUGCAUCAUCAGCAACAGCAGCAGCAACUCUACCACCAGCAACAGCAACAGCAGCAGCAGCAGCAGCAACAUCACCAUCAUCACAACAACUCCACCAGUUCGGCGGGCGGGGAUUCACCCUCAUCCUCGCACGCCCUGUCCACCCUGCAGAGCUUUACCCAGCUGACCAGCGCCACCCAGCGGGAGAGCCUCUCGCCGGAGAACGACACCUACUUUGGGGUCGCCAGCAGCUUGCAGAACAGCUCUGCUUAUGCUGGAUCCUUGCUCACCCAGACGGUCAAUGGCAUUCAGUACGGCAUGCAGUCGCCCAACCAGACGCACGCCCACCUCCAGCAGCAGCACCUCCAGCAGCAACAGCAGCAGUUGCAGCAACACCAGCAGCAGCAGCUGCAGCAGCAACACCAUCACCACCAGCAGCACCACCACAACUCCAGCAGCAGCAGUCCGGGGCCAGUGGGUCUGCACCACUCGAGCUCCUCGGCGGCCACAGCGGCGGCGGUGGCGGCGGCCACGGCGGCGGUCAAUGGACACAACAGCUCCUUGGAGGACGGCUACGGAUCGCCCAGGAGCAGCCACAGUGGCGGCGGCGGCGGCGGUGGCGGCGGUGGUGGAGCCCUUCCAGGCUUUCAGAAGUUCGUGAGCAGCGGCUAUGUGAGUGGCGUGGCCAAUGGCUCGGUCAGUGGCGCCGAACGCUACGCUCCGAUGAGCAAUUACCGCGGCCAGAACGAAGCCUGGUUCGAUCAAAUGGGCUACUCCUCGGCCGCCGCUGGACAGACGCAACUGGGCGUCGGAGUUGGACCCGGAGUGGUGACCAAUGUGAUACGGAAUGGCAGGGCCAUCUCGGCGGCCAAUGCAGCAGCCGCAGCGGCUGUGGAUGGAACCACUGGUCGCGUCGAUCCCACAGCCUUUCUAUCCGCCUCGGCAUCGCUGUCAGCAAUGGCCGCUGAAUCAGGCGGGGAUUUCUAUAAGGCCAACUCAUUUAAUGUGGGCGGCGGUGGCCGUAGUAAGGCCAACACGAGUGGUGGCCCCACCUACUCCCCCGCCUCCUCCUCCUGUCCAGGCUCGAAUGCAGCCGCGGCGACUUCGGCGGUGGCGUCGGCAACGGGAGCCACUGCAGCGACGACGCUCGACGAGCACGUUAGUCGCGCCAAUUCGAGACGCUUGAGCGCCUCCAAGAGAGCCGGACUAUCCUGCUCCAAUUGCCAUACCACCCACACUUCGCUGUGGCGUCGCAAUCCCGCCGGAGAGCCCGUCUGCAAUGCCUGCGGACUGUACUUUAAGCUCCACAAUGUCAACCGACCGCUGACCAUGAAAAAGGACACCAUUCAGAAACGCAAGCGCAAGCCGAAGGGUUCGAAGAGCGAAAAGUCCAAGUCCAAGUUGAAGAACGCGUUGAAUGCCACCAUGGAGAGCGGCUCCCUGGCGGCCAAUUGCCAAAAUGUGGGCCUGGGCCUGGACAGCAGCCACAUGGACGUGAAUGAUGAUAUGAAACCACAGAUCGAUAUGAAACCAUACAACUCAUACUCAUCGCAGCCGCAGCAGCAGUCGCAUCCGCAGUACUCGCAGCAGCAGCAGCAGCUGCUAAUGGCUGACCAGCACUCAUCGGCGGCCAGCUCGCCACAUAGCAUGGGUUCCUCCUCAUUGUCGCCCUCAGCCACCUCACAUCAGCAUCAGCAUCAGUCGCAUCCUCAUCAGCAGCAGCAGCAACUCUGCUCUGGACUCGAUAUGUCGCCCAGCUCCAACUACCAAAUGUCGCCACUCAAUAUGCAACAGCAGCAGCAGCAGCAACAUCAGCAGCAGCAGCAGCAAUCGUGCAGCAUGCAGCAUUCACCCACCACGCCCACAUCCAUCUACAAUACUCCAUCGCCUACUCACCAGCUCCACAAUAACAACAACAACAAUAAUAGCACGCUAUUCAACAACAACAAUAACAGUAGCAAUGAGAAUAACAGCAAACUUAUACAGAAAUAUCUACAAGCUCAGCAACUGAGCAGCAGCAGCAACAACAAGAACAACAACAACAACAACAGCAGCAACAGCAGCAGCGGCUCCACCAGCGACCAUCAGCUAUUGGCCCACCUCCUGCCGAACUCAAUUACGGCGGCAGCAGCAGCAGCGGCGGCGGCGGCGGCAGCAGCAUCGGCGGUGAUCAAGACGGAGGCCCUGUCCCUCACCUCCCAGGCCAACUGCUCCACGGGAUCGUCGGCGGCGGGGGGACUUACGAUCAGCCCCACAACACCGACCACGGCAUCGAGCACAUUAUCGUCGCUGGGCCACAGCAACCUUAUUAGCCUGCAGAAUCCCUACCAUCAGCUGAGCCUGCGACAGGCGGUGAUGGGAGGGAGGGCCUCACCACCCUACUACCUGACGCCCGAGGAGGAUGAGCAGCCGGCGCUCAUCAAGCUGGAGCAGAUGGAUCAGCAGGGGCAUCCUCAGCAGCAGCAGGCACAUGGAGAGAUAAUGCUCAGCCGAUCGGCCUCGCUGGACGAGCACUACGAACUGGCCGAAUUCCAAAGACAUCAGCAGCAGCAGCAGCAGCAGCAGCAGCAGCAGCAACAUCUGCAGCAGCAACAGCUUUUGGGCCAACAGCAACAUGAGCAGCAUGUGACCAACUAUGCCAUGCACAAGUUCGGCGUGGAGCGGGAAACGGUGGUGAAGAUGGAGUAGAGCUAAGUAGAGUAGCAAGUAGCUGUAGCCAUGACCAAAGAUUCUGUUGUUACAUAAAUCUCAUAGCUCCAAAGAAUUUAUAGCCUGUAUACCAAGAGUCGUUCUCAAAGAACGUUCUCGCUUAUCUAAAAACUAAAAACU
This is a messenger RNA of Drosophila takahashii, 4059 nucleotides long. RefSeq names its product serpent (gene srp). Gene Ontology annotation, molecular function: zinc ion binding; RNA polymerase II cis-regulatory region sequence-specific DNA binding; DNA-binding transcription factor activity, RNA polymerase II-specific. Gene Ontology annotation, biological process: negative regulation of transcription by RNA polymerase II; cell fate commitment; positive regulation of transcription by RNA polymerase II. The record is from RefSeq and is a predicted model, not a curated record. Lineage: Eukaryota; Metazoa; Arthropoda; Insecta; Diptera; Drosophilidae.